AUGCCAAAGACGAGGCGUGAGCGAAAGGAUUCCCCGCCUCGACCCAAGAAGGCAGCCCGAUUGACAUGCAACAACUGCCGUGCCCGAAAGGUCCGAUGUGAUGGUGGCCAGCCCAUCUGCGGUAUCUGUAUAGCAUAUAACGAGACCUGCCAAUAUGAUCGACCACCACCUAUGACGCAGAUCCGUGCUAUGGCGGACAAGAUUGCACAGCUUGAGCAGACGAUUAAGGACAUGCAGAACAAGGGUGCAACUAGCGCUGCUCCUUUGCAAACUUGCACAGCUGUUCUAGCAGAAAGCGCGAGGGUACCAGCGCUUACAAAGACUCUUCCGACCAUUGAGGUUGCGGACGGUACUCUAGAUACCACUCGUGCUUACUACGACACCACGUCAGCAGUUCAUGCCCCCGGAGAUACGCCAUCACAAGCAACGACAGGUCAAAUUACCGUGGCACACAGCCCUGAAACUCGUCAGCCUCUUCCUAUGGAAACACCUGAGCUGAAGUUCUGGGAGGAUCAAGCUGUCGAGAGCGCAGCAGUUUAUCUCAGCAUUCCUCAAGACGUUAUACAGCGUCUUUUCGCGACGCAUUGGACGUGGGUUCACGCGAAUUUCAUGUUUGUCCCGCGGGCUCUGUUUCUGCGCGACGCUGCUGUUGGUGGCAAAUUCUUCUCUCCGUUCCUACUGAGCGUGUUGUGUCUGCAUUCGACGCGUUUCAGAGAGCGUCAUUUGACGGAGCAAUUACUCGCCAGGGCGAAACUCUUGUUCAGUCAUGAGAUACAUAAUGAAGGGUCUAUACCACUGGUACAAGCACUCUUGCAGUUCAGUGCUCGCGAAAUUGGUAGAGGCUCUGUGUCACAAGCUUGGCUGUACGGCGGGAUGGCAUUUCGGGUCGCCAUUGAUAUUGGUCUUUUCUCGUUAUCACCUGGGAGAUGUGAGGAUGUCAGGUGGACGCAGCUGGGACGGCAUCUCGCAUGGUCAUGCUUCUUCUGGGAUAAGACUCUAAGUCUCUACCUCGGGAGAACGCCAUCAUUACCUGAACCGCCGAAAUGGGAACCUGCUCUGCCAGAAGAGCCAGAGACCGAAUUAUGGCCACCUUAUCCCAUCCCCGAUGAUGAAGCACUCCAGAGCUAUACGCCGAGACCGUCGCAUUUGUUGCUGUGUUUUGCCUGUACUUGCAAGAUUAGCGUCAUCAUCAACGAUAUUCUUUUUAAGAUUUAUGGGAGCAGGAGAACGAAAGAUGUCUUGGACUUUGUACAAUCUACAAGGGAUAGGUUGUACUCCUGGCGUUCAAGUUUACCUGCCGCUUUAGAUGUGGACUAUCAUGCGCAGAUAUGUCCUCCUACACAUUUCGUAGCCCAACAAAUGUUGUACCAUACCACUAUAAUUCUACUCCAUCGACCCUUCCUCACCAACACAGCUUGCUGGAAAGCAUGCCAGGAAGCCUCUCAAGGCGUAGAGCAGCUUCUCAAACUUCUCGACAACACCUUCGGCUUCCAACGCUUCACAUACAUCAUGGCUUACUGCACAUAUACCGCAGCUACAGUCGUCGUCCAGGAUAUGAAAAACGGAAGAGCUGGUACUACUGAGCGAUUCAAGAUGUUUAUGAGAGCUUUGAACGCCAUCACAGUUAGUUGUCCUGGCAUCCAACGCAGCAUCGAUAUCUUGACACGGGGACUUGGUGCAACUACAGUCGAACAAGAAGGUGUAUCAGCGUUGGAGAUACCACCAGCAGUUCCGCAAAUGCCAGUUUUCCCUUAUACUGAUUUUGGAUACGUCUUUGCCGAAGGAGGGGAUGAGACUAGUCACGACACGAGUACGAGCUCAGAUCCGUUCUUCAGUCUGGAUUCCUUUCCGCAGUUGUGGCUUGACGAAUUCUCAGACAGUGUGUUCAAUGACUUUCAGGUUGGAAAUUCUUAG
This is a messenger RNA of Fusarium redolens, 1914 nucleotides long. RefSeq lists its product as uncharacterized. Gene Ontology annotation, biological process: DNA-templated transcription; regulation of DNA-templated transcription. Gene Ontology annotation, molecular function: DNA-binding transcription factor activity, RNA polymerase II-specific; zinc ion binding; DNA binding. Lineage: Eukaryota; Fungi; Ascomycota; Sordariomycetes; Hypocreales; Nectriaceae. The coding region runs from base 1 to 1914 and encodes 637 amino acids. The transcript is spliced from 2 exons. The record is from RefSeq and is a predicted model, not a curated record.